Saccostrea echinata is the source of this 639-nucleotide messenger RNA. RefSeq lists its product as uncharacterized. Lineage: Eukaryota; Metazoa; Mollusca; Bivalvia; Ostreida; Ostreidae. The record is from RefSeq and is a predicted model, not a curated record. The annotation marks the transcript as partial. The transcript is spliced from 4 exons.
UUUGCUUCAGCAAAGACGUGGUACAUCGAUGGAACUUUCAAGAUUGUUUCCAAGCCUUUUGUGCAGAUGUUAUCGAUCCACUUCUUUGCCAGAUGUGUUUGCCAGGAUUUUGGAGCUGUUGCCAUCGCCCCCUGUAACCGAGCUGCUAGUUGCAGACUUCGAGGAGGGAAAGUGGAGAGCUGCGAAGUCUGUGUUGCGUGGCGUCCGGAUACACGGUUGUACUUUUCACUGGAGACAAGCAGUAUGGGGUCAUGUUCAGGAGCUUGGAUUAUAGAUGGAUUAAUGCCAGCGGGAUGGUGUAUUCAAACACCAUCAUCGUGGACCGUCUACCGUAUGGCUGUGAGGACAAACAACAACGUCGAAGGAUGGCACCACCGCAUCAGCAGGAGAGCCCAGAAGUCCAGCCUGCCCUUCUAUGUGCUUGUGAUUCUUCUCUUCAAGGAAACCGCCAGCAUCCCGAACCAGCUUAAGAUGAUCAGCGAGGGAAAACUCCGGAGAUACCAACGAAAGACUACAAGACUUCUACAGUGCUGCAUCAACCAACUUUGGGACAACUACAACGAUGGAUCCAUCAGCGCCAGCAGCCAGCAAACUUCUGAAGAAAUGUGGACAGAUCUACAACGGACAGUGAGUGAAUAA